AUGUCUCUGCUACCAUACUUCUUCGACGAAUUCGGCUUCCAGCGCCCUCGCCGCUUGGUGGACCAGCAUUUCGGCCUCGCUUUAACACCUGAUGACAUCCUCUCCGUUGCCGCUGGACCUUUUAUGACCAGGGAAUACUACAGACCCUGGAGACACCUCGCAGCAGCUGUUAAAGAUCUGGGAUCCAGCAUUAAGACGGACGGAGACAAAUUCCAGAUUAACUUGGACGUUCAGCACUUCGCGCCGGAAGAAAUCUCUGUGAAGACGGCUGAUGGGUACAUUGUGGUGGAAGCUAAGCAUGAAGAGAAGAAGGAUGACCAUGGCUUCAUCAGCCGACAGUUUGUGAGGAGGUACGCUUUGCCUGAGGGUACUACGCCUGAGACGGUGGAGUCUCGGCUGUCUUCGGACGGCGUGCUGACUAUCACAGCGCCCAGGAAGGUUCCAGAUGCUGUCAAGGGGGAGAGGAAGGUGCCUAUCGCUCAGACUGGCCCCGUCCGCAAGGAGAUCAAGGACCAGAGCAACAACACAGAAGAGAAACAGGAGAAGUAG
This is a messenger RNA of Spodoptera littoralis (African cotton leafworm), 549 nucleotides long. The record is from the annotation of a GenBank genome assembly. NCBI's taxonomy places the organism in Eukaryota, Metazoa, Arthropoda, Insecta, Lepidoptera, Noctuidae.